This is a messenger RNA of Frankliniella occidentalis (western flower thrips), 1249 nucleotides long. RefSeq names its product threonine aspartase 1-like. The record is from RefSeq and is a predicted model, not a curated record. NCBI's taxonomy places the organism in Eukaryota, Metazoa, Arthropoda, Insecta, Thysanoptera, Thripidae. Gene Ontology annotation, biological process: protein maturation. Gene Ontology annotation, molecular function: threonine-type endopeptidase activity.
CCGAUAUGUCUGGUUUUAUUGGUGUUCACGCAGGGGCAGGAGAUCAUUCUGAUGAUGCAAGUUUGGCAUACAAAAAAAUUUGCAGAGAGGCAUGUAAAAAGGGUGCAUCAGUUCUCAAAACCGGUGGAAGUGCCUUGGACGCAAUAACUGCAAGUAUAGUUGCUCUGGAGGAUUGUCCCUUCACCAAUGCUGGAUUUGGAUCUAACUUGACAUGGACUGGUACUGUAGAGUGUGAUGCUUGUGUUAUGGAUGGAGAGAGUUUAGCCUGGGGCGGCGUUGGAGGUGUACCAGGUAUUCAGAAUCCUAUUCUCAUGGCCAAAAGUUUGUGUGUUAGACAAACAGGAAAAGAACUGGCAAUGGGUCGGAUUCCGCCAUGCUUAUUAGUUGGAGAGGGAGCUCGUUUGUGGGCUGAAGAGGCAGGUAUCCCUACCACAGAUCCCAAGUCUCUUAUAUCAGAUAAAGCAAGAAGAAUUUAUAAUCAUUAUAAGAAGAAACUGGGAAAGGAACAAAAGAAGUCAAUUGAUAUGCUUAGUCCCCUAGAUACAGUUGGUGCUGUUUGCAUUGACAGCAAGGGCCAUGUUGCUGCUGCCAGCUCUAGUGGGGGGAUCAUUUUAAAACACUCUGGCAGAGUCGGACAGGCUGCAAUGUUUGGUUGUGGGUGUUGGGCACAAGAUGGAAUUGAGGGCAAAAAUUCAGUAGCAACCAGCACAUCAGGAUGUGGAGAAUAUUUAACUCGCACCAUGCUAGCGAAGGAAGCAGCUUCAGAUCUCACCAAUGCAAGUUGUGGGAGCACGUGCCUACAUGGUACAAUGGUAAACAAGUUUCUUGGAUCACCCUUCCUAGCUGGUAUCUCAGAACCCUUUGGUGGGAUAAUUGCAUUAAAAUGUGAUGAAGAAGGAGUGGGUGAAUUUUUAUGGUCACACACUACUCGAAGCUUUUGUAUUGGAUAUAUGAAUUGCCAAGAUAAAUCUCCAAAGAGCCAUAUGUCUAAACUUCCCAGUGGUAUGGAACCAGGAACCAAAGCAAUUGUGGAAGGUGUAGGCUUUGUCCUAAAACAGCAUUUAGAUACUGAAACUGAGAUGCAAUCUUCAACUUCCUGAAUAAAAGACGGAGGCUGCAUUACGACCCCAACGACGAAAGGAUGCAGCAGCACCUCGCUGGCUCGCAGCUCGCCAACUCGAGCGGGAGCUCGCGACGCAGCGGCGACGCCCACUCGCCGGCCCCGGGUGACACCGACUCGGACUCCGAC